Messenger RNA from Ostrinia furnacalis (Asian corn borer), 1586 nucleotides. Its product is annotated as alpha-amylase. Gene Ontology annotation, biological process: carbohydrate metabolic process. Lineage: Eukaryota; Metazoa; Arthropoda; Insecta; Lepidoptera; Crambidae. The transcript is spliced from 10 exons. The record is from RefSeq and is a predicted model, not a curated record. Bases 13 to 1518 code for a protein of 501 amino acids. Gene Ontology annotation, molecular function: alpha-amylase activity; cation binding.
UACAGAACCACAAUGUUCUUCCUCACGCUAGCAAUAUCUUUGCUAGUCGGGUCGGUGUACUCCGACCACCACGAUAGAACCAACCAGUUGCCUGACAGGUCCACCAUCGUCCACCUCUUCGAAUGGAAGUGGAAGGACAUCGCUGAUGAAUGCGAGAGGUUCCUAGCGCCCAAAGGAUUUGGAGGGGUUCAGAUUUCCCCACCAUCAGAAAAUCUGAUUAUCCACCUGUCAGAUGGAUCAAGGACAUGGUAUGAACGUUACCAAGUGAUGUCUUACAAACUGAAGACGCGGUCUGGGGACCGAGAAGACUUCUUGAAUAUGACCCGAAGGUGCAACCAAGUGGGAGUCAGGAUUUACGCAGACGUGGUCGUCAAUCACAUGACAGGUGAUCAUCCAACCAACAUAGGCACUGGAGGCAGUACAGCGGACUUCAAAAAGUACAGCUACCCCGCUGUACCAUACACCCAGGAUCAUUUUCACCAUCCGUAUUGCAUUAUCAACAAUUAUCAGAACGCCGAAGAGGUGAGGGGGUGUGACCUUGUCGGUUUAAAGGAUUUGAAUCAUGGAAAUUCGUUUGUUCAGAAAAAAGUCGCAGAUUUCUUGAAUGAUCUUAUUUCUCUCGGGGUUGCUGGGUUUAGAGUUGACGCCGCUAAGCACAUGUGGCCUGCAGACCUGGGAGCCAUCUACGCAAAGCUUCACAAUCUGAAUACGGAUUUUGGAUUCCAGCCCAAUACAAAACCGUACAUUUACCAAGAAGUUAUUUACUAUGGAAACGAACCGAUCACUCCUAAAGAGUACACUAUCUAUGGAGAUGUUACUGAGUUUAAGGUUGGUGCAGAACUCAAGAACGUCUUUCGUGGCGAUAAUGCAAUGAAGUGGCUAGUGUCCUGGGGUGAAGCCUGGGCUCUGUCUCCAAGUGAGACUGCCCUGGUCUUCAUUGACAACCAUGAUACGCAAAGAAGCAACGAUGUGCUCACUUACAAGGAGUCUAGAGCUUAUAAGGCAGCUAUAGCCUUUAUGCUAGCUCAUCCAUAUGGCGAACCGCGUAUUAUGAGCAGUUACUUCUUCGAAAAUAAUGAGCAAGGACCACCUAGUGAUAACGAGGAGAAUAUUGCAUCUCCUAGCAUUAAUAAGGAUGACACAUGCGGCAACGGUUGGGUAUGCGAACACCGAUGGCGUCAGAUAUACCAAAUGGUGGCGUUCAGGAACGCAGUAAGAGGCACGUCCAUCCAGAAUUGGUGGGACAACGGCAACAAUCAGAUCGCGUUCAGUAGAGGCAAGAAAGGAUUUAUUGUGUUUAAUGCUGAGGGCCGGGACUUGGAUCAGAAUUUGCAGACUGGACUUCCACCUGGAGAAUACUGCGACGUGAUCACUGGCAAGAAAGAGAAGAACUCUUGUACCGGUAUCAAAGUGAUAGUCAAUAAUGACGGCAGGGCCGAUAUUCAUAUGUCAAGCCGCGCCGAAGAUGUGCACCUAGCCAUUCAUGUGGGGAAAGAGUCUUCUUUACAAACUCGAUGAAUGGCGAAGAAAGAAGAAAGUUUGACGGCGUAAUGAAAUAAUUAAGUUUUAGACAGUAAAAACUAAGU